GCGAAGCGUAGUGCUUUCACGGUCAUUUUUUUGUUUAUUUGCGGCUUGUUGUAUUUAUUUUAGCGGUAUAUAACUGUUAAUUCAAUAUUUUUAUAAAUAUAAUCAACGUAUUUAUUACCUAAGUAUCUCUUAAGCAAAUGCUUACAGUUACCUACAUAUUUUUGGAUGAUUUGGAUUUGCAAUUCGUCUGACAACACUAAUUGCAUCUGUCAUCGUCUAAAGCGAAAAUAGCUUCAAAGCGCUUUCCAACAUAAAUUUUUCAUUUGUUUAUCUAUGUUAUUGUUUGGGAAUAACUUGUAAAUAAACCAUCGGUGACUGUGUAUUUAAGUAUAUUGUAUUGAAUAUUUACCAGUGGCCUUAGAAUGGAAGUUAAUAAUCAACAUAACCAAAGUUACUGGUUUGUUGUAAGAGAAGAUCAAAGCAACGUUAUAUUUAGUAGUAAUAAUUUUACUAUUCAAAAUCCCCAGAUUCCAGGACAAGAAGCAAGAUAUAUUGUAGAUACUAUUGAUAAUAGACAAUAUAUCCAUGUCGACAACAUUCAAGCUACAGCCCAAGAAGAAAUUCAGAAAAAUUGUAAUAAAGAAAGUGCUUUGACUAAAGAUGAAGAUAUUUUUUGGGACCGAAACAAAAUAAAACUCUUACUCAGUCUCUGUUUAGAGAAUAGAUUUAAAUGCCCACAUAAUGACAAAAUGCUAUGGAAUGAAGUAGCUAUUCUUGUAGGAACUAGUCCUGAGGAAUGUGACAAGAAAUAUAAUAACCUUCGGAGAACAUAUAUUAGAUUGUUUAAAAAGAAAAGGUUGGGCAAAGAAAUUAAAUGGGUACAUUUUAAUAUUUGCGAAGAUGUAUUUAAAGAUUGUAAAUCAUUAUCCCCAGCUGUUUUAGAACCAUGGGAAGAUUCUAAAGUCAGAAGACUUCUAACUCUCUACAUUGAAAAUAUUAACAGGUUCCGUAGUCCAGAUUAUUUACAAAAAGAUGUUUGGAAGGACAUAGCCUCUCAACUAAAUACAACAGAAUAUAAUUGUUAUCAUAAGUUUAAGAAUUUAAAAAGAACUUAUUUUAAUUGGUUAGAGAGAAGUCGUGAAUCAGGAAAGCUUAUUAAAUGGCCUUAUCACCAUUACUUUGAAAGAAUAUUUUAUAAUUACAGUCCUGAUAUAGGUCCUUGGGAUAGAAAUAAGAUUAGACAACUAAUAAAUGCAUAUUCAGAGAUUGCACAUAAAUUUAAAAGCCCCAAGUAUCAAAAAAAGGAACUGUGGAAGGAAAUUUCAAGAAAAAUUGGAGAAACAUCUAGUAACUGUGAUAGGAAGUUUCGAAAUUUAAAACAAACAUAUAUUAGAUUAAAGAUGAGAGCAGACUCGGGCAGGUCUAUGACAAAAUGGCGGUAUUAUAAAGAUUUUGUUUCAAUUUUUGAAACCGAAACUUACACAAUCAAUGAAGACAGACCAGAUGUAAUAUAUAAACCUCUUGAACAGGAUUAUGUUAAACAAUUACUUGCAUUUUACAUUGACAAUAAACAUAAAUUUAAAGAUCCAUUAAUAAAAAAGAGAUCAUUGUGGAAGCAAAUAGGGCCAAAAUUAGGUUUAUCUCCUGAGGAAUGUGACAAAAAAUUUAGAAAUUUAAAACAGACAUUUAUCAGGCUAGCUGAAAAGAAAAAAGAGACAGGUAAAGAUAAUGGCUGGCCGUAUUACUCAUAUUUUGAACAAAUUUAUGAUGAACCAAAGCCUUUGAAGAAGGAAUGUAGCCAUAAAUGUAACGUAGACAACAUGACUGUAUCAGAAAUAAGAAAUCUUGUUCGCAACCAGGAUACAAAGGACAAAGAUAAGUUUGAGAAACUUGUAAAAGUAAUAGAAGAUUCAAAUAGCAUACAAAGAGAAAGAAAUAAAAUAUUACAAGCUUUACUAGACAGAAAAUGACAGCCACUCAUACCCACCUGUGUAGCCAAAUGGAGGGUAAUAAUUCAGUAUGAUCUUGUCACACUGCUUUUAAACUAUUGUUAAUGUAUAUUAUAUUUUGUUAAAAAUGUGUUGACUCGAGUUAAAGAAAAAUUACAACUCAUAGAUAUAUAUAUUUACAAAUAACUAAACACUUGCCAAAGAGAUGGUAUGUUAGUUUUUUGAAACCUAAAGUAAAAUUUAUCAAUGUUUUCAUACUUUUGCUGACUUCAUCUUCAAAAUAAAAUAAAUGUAUUAUUGUAAGGAUUAUGGAUGGAAUGAAAAUCAGAAAGAGAAUGUUUAGAAAUGGUUUUAUUUUAUUGUUACCGUUCUUAUGCUUUUAUAUGUAUAUGUACAAACAAACUAUAAUAGAUUAUUCAGUUUUCAUUCUGAAAUGAGAAAUCGUUAGCAAUUCAAUUACAUGUUGACCGGCACUACUCAAUACAAAAUGAUCAAUGUCUAAACAUACACUGAUUAUACUUACGUCUUAACUUAAAAAUACAUCUGUGAAUUUACUUAUCAAUAAAUUUGACAUCAAUAACACUAUACCACAGUAAGGAAUGAAAAAAAAUUAAGUUCAGAAAAAAAUAUAUAGAAAUCACACUCGAUCGUAAGUAACCACAGGUCGGUUCAAUAGAUGCAGAUACCUCGACCGGUAAAACAUUCACGAACAUGUACACACGUCCACUCUCUCAAUCACGCGAGUCGAUACAACGCUAACCUAGACAGAAUUACCACACUAUGUAGUUACAACUAACGGAGGCGC
This is a messenger RNA of Nymphalis io (European peacock), 2694 nucleotides long. RefSeq lists its product as uncharacterized. Gene Ontology annotation, cellular component: nucleus; transcription regulator complex. The transcript is spliced from 2 exons. The record is from RefSeq and is a predicted model, not a curated record. Bases 363 to 1910 code for a protein of 515 amino acids. NCBI's taxonomy places the organism in Eukaryota, Metazoa, Arthropoda, Insecta, Lepidoptera, Nymphalidae. Gene Ontology annotation, biological process: regulation of transcription by RNA polymerase II.